AAGCGGUGGCAUCCCCAGGAGCUACCCCGGGCCCCCCGGCACCGCGGCUCCUGGACCGGGUCGUCCUUCCCUUGCCUGCUUGGAGGUGCUGAUGGAAGCAGCAGCCUGGUGUGGAACGGCUGCUGCCUCCCAGGGAAGAAUCAUGACCAAGAUGAACUGCAUCCUGGUGACCGCCUGCAUUGUCCUGAUUGCUUUUUGUACUUCUGGUUAUGCCUUAAGGUGUUACCACUGCGAGAACAGCCCUUCCUUGUGCAAGACCAAUAGUACUUGCUUAGCAACUGAAGAUACUUGCUUGCAGAUGAAAUUCGGUAAAUUGAGAACCUCCUCCUGCUGGAAGGCAUCCCAGUGCAGUAUGAAUGAUAUUGCUGAGUUCUUCCAGUUGGAUAAUUUUGAUUUCUUUUGCUGCCAACACGACUUGUGCAAUGAGAGUGCAAUUCCUGGGCUUAACAAAGCAGCCUUCAGUAUUGCCUCUGUACUGACCAUGUUCUGGAUGCUCCUGUAACAAUCCUCAUUUCUAUGCUGUACUUUCAAGCUGAAAUUACACUAAAUCAUUACUCUUUUCUGAAUUGUACUUCUCACAUUUGCAGUUCCUAACAGUGGGCAGAAAUAUUCCCUUUUAAUUUUAAAUGCUCUUUCCUAAGGUUCUAUCUGUUAAAUCAUUGUCGUUAUUCAUGGGAAGGAGAUUUAGCUUGUUACCAGUUACAAUGAAUUCAGGUAUUUUGGCCUGCCCUAUUCAUGGGGGAAAUAACUUGCUAUGAAGUAGUGUUAUCUUGUGGAGAGCCCUGGUCAACUUCAGUGGGUGAUGUGAGAGGGAAGGAAUACUCUUAAGUUUAAUGCUGAAAAACUAUUAUUUCUUACCAUCCCAUAAAUUGUAAUUAUUGCAGUGAAUUUGCCCUCAGCACAAGAAGUGUUGGAUCAUUAAGUAUAAACUUGCUUCGGUCUUCAUGAUGAGGAUGGGAGUAUUUAGUUUCAAGUGAUAUAGGCUCUUUGUUCCUGUCACUGUAAUGUUUUUACAAGACAAUGAUACGACCUUGUGAGCACUGUUUAUUUUGGGAGAAAGCAUCUACAUUUCUUAAACCAAAACGAAAAUAAUGCUGUAAGUGAGAAACACUCUUUUUCUAUUUUGGCAAGCGUGCAGACAACAUGUGCCAGCUUCUUUUUGAGUAUUUUUUUUCCCCCUUAUAGUUUAUCCAUGUCUAAGAUUUUAAGUAAGCAUGUGCUUUGCAUGCUUAUUGGUACACUGAAAAUGAUUUCUAAAAUGCUAAGGAACUGAAGUGGCAGAUCUAGUUUAUUUUCCCCACACAUAACCCUUCAAGCUCUCACCUAAGAGUACUAAACAAAACCUUGCAGAACUUUCUAUUUUGACCUUUAUGCAACACUAUAAAUGCCAAUGCAAACUUGACAUGUAUUUAUAUAGCAUGAAUAAAACCCGUUCAGUUUGUAUGUGUAAGGGGUCUGGAGCUGAAAUACUCUGUACAUUGCUCUGCCUCAGAGGUAGACACAGAGCUUUGACACUCCUCUGGUAUUUAGGGACCCUCUCAGUCAGGUACACUGCUAGGUUCUCCUUUUUGUCUUCUGGAGCUCUUGGCAUGUCCCUGCAGGAGUUGUGGUCCAUUCCCAGUGAGAUAUUCUCUUCCCAAGGACCCCUGCUUGUGCUGUGCAGGGUGCCAGCAACACCAGUUCGCCAUAACAAGGGUGUUACUCCAAAUCCACAACGUAUUCUGCAAUGUAUCUUUUGGUUAAGCUUCUGUUAGCUAUGAAAGUAUUCUGGGCUAUCUCUGAUCACUCAAAAUACAUAAGUCAUACUGUCUUUGAUUAAUAAAAAUGUGAAAAAAGAAAA
This is a messenger RNA of Pezoporus occidentalis (night parrot), 1840 nucleotides long. It is a transcript of the gene CD59, whose product is annotated as CD59 molecule (CD59 blood group). The transcript is spliced from 4 exons. The coding region runs from base 92 to 502 and encodes 136 amino acids. The record is from RefSeq and is a predicted model, not a curated record. NCBI's taxonomy places the organism in Eukaryota, Metazoa, Chordata, Aves, Psittaciformes, Psittacidae.